UUCUAUUGCAAGUCUGCAACAUCAUAUUCAAUAUAUAAAGUAUUGUUGAAUUCUUCAUCUUUCUUCUUCUCUUCUGCGCCGCCAGAUAUAAUAUGUUGAGACUUGCAGGUCUUUGUCGUUCUCGAUCCGAGUUUGGAAUGAGACAGCAGAGAUUCAGCACCGCGUUGUCGGCAUGUAACAGGGAAGAGGGGCAGUGUGUCGUAGGCGGCCACAUCGAUUGGGACAACCUCGGAUUCGGUAUCACUCCAACAGAUUACAUGUACGUUUCCAACUGCACCGGAGACGACGGUUGUUUCCGGCAAGGCAAACUCCGGCGCUUCGGGAACCUUGAACUCAGCCCUGCCGCGGGCGUGCUGAACUACGGGCAGGGAGUGUACGAGGGGACAAAGGCGUUCAGAAGAGAGAACGAUAAGGAUGGGAUGUUCCUGUUCAGACCAGAUCUAAAUGCAGAGAGAAUGCAGAUUAGUGCCGCCAGAAUGUGCAUGCCUUCCCCUUCAACCCCCCUCUUCCUCGACGCUCUCCGGCAAACCCUGCUCGCCAACCGCCGUUGGAUUCCUCCCCACGGGAAAGGAUCUCUGUACAUAAGGCCAUUAUUAAUAGGAAGUGGGCCAGUUUUGGGGUUGGCUCCGGCUCCGCUUUGCACAUUUCUGGUUUAUGCAUCCCCGGUUGGGAACUAUUUCAAGGAGGGAACUGCCCCUUUGAACUUAUAUGUAGAGGAAGACUUCCACCGCGCGUCCCGCGGCGGAGCCGCCGGUGUCAAGAGCAUUACCAACUAUGCCCCCGUCAUGAAACCGCUUAUGACCGCAAAAAGCAGGGGAUUCUCCGAUGUACUGUACCUUGACUCCGUCCAUAAGCGUUAUGUUGAGGAGGUUUCUUCGUGCAACAUCUUCAUUGUCAAGGGGAGUGUUGUUUCGACUCCGGCCACGAAUGGGACAAUCCUCCCGGGGAUCACUAGGAGAAGUAUUAUAGAAAUCGCAAGGGAUUUAGGGCACGAGGUUGAAGAACGGGAGGUGGGUGUUGAGGAGUUGAGCGCCGCGGAUGAAGUGUUCUGCACUGGGACUGCAGUGGGUGUUGCUCCUGUCGGAAGCAUUACUUACAAGGGGGAAAGGAUGGAGUACAACUUAGGAGAGGAGACUGUGGGGAAGAAACUAGGCUCAACACUGUUUGAUAUCCAAAGAGGUGCAAUUGCAGACAAGAAUGGCUGGGUUGUAAGGAUCUGAUCAAAACAUACCUGAUCGAUCUUGGUUGAUAUAUAUACCCAAACAAAUUAAAUUCAUUGGGUAUCUGACAUAAACCAAGAGAUUAUAGAUACACAAAUGCAUGUAAUAGGAGUUAGUUGUAUUUUUGUUUAAAAUUAUUAACGCAGCAAAUUGUUACUCCGUAUGUAAUGCAUACAUACAUAUACACUACUGGUUUGGCAACUGUUCAUCAAUGGAUCUGAUAUACUCUCCCCUUCUCUUCAUCCUUCAUACACAUGUGCAGGGUUAAGGUGACCUUUUCAACCUGGUGGACUAAAGUUAAGAUGGCACU
Cuscuta campestris is the source of this 1530-nucleotide messenger RNA. NCBI's taxonomy places the organism in Eukaryota, Viridiplantae, Streptophyta, Magnoliopsida, Solanales, Convolvulaceae. The record is from the annotation of a GenBank genome assembly.